AUAAAUUAGCGAGGAAGUUUGGUUACUACAUCGGUGGAAAUUGCAGUUGGUUGCUAUUGUUUUGAGAUUUUGCCAUUGAAGCGAAAAUGUUUCUUUUGUACAGAGUGUUUGGUGAAACAGUCGCUUCGUUAUUUGAACCACUUGAGGACUUCGAACAGCAUUUACCUCGGACGGAUGAAGAUGACAGCGAGCAGGAUGAAUCUUUUGAAACUCCGAACCUGAUCCAUCGACAUGGGAUUUAUAGAGACAUGGAAUCGGGUCGGCGAAACGCGGACGGAACAUCUAAAUCGUCUGCUGAAAACAAAAUUUCAAAACAUCGCCCAUAUAUCUUAUUUACCACUACUUGCGGGUUUCUUGCAGCGGCAUUCGCUUUCACUUCAGGUUUGAUGCUUCGUAUCCAGUGCCCUGGAAAAGGGUUAUUGGAGUACAUCUUCAUGUCAAUGGGAGCACUGGGUUCAAUCGCCUUGCUUUACAUUCUUUCAUUGCUUCUUCCAAAGGAAUUUCGACGCUUCAGAAGUCACCAUCAAGCGAUAAUUUGUCUGGCUUCUAUAUUUUUCCUAGGUCAAUGGCUCUUUGGAAUUUUGGUCUAUUACUUCGAGGAUUCAAUAGACGAUUCUUUUAAAGAUUACUGCAAUCCAAGCCUUUACAAGUACACAAUCUACUCUGGUCCAAUUGUCAUAUUGGCAUUCAUAAUACUUGUAAUGUUAAGUUUUUAAAAACUUUAAGAGAAAAUAACGGCUGUUCUUCAAUUUGGAAAAUUAGUUUUUUUUGAUAAAUAUUUAACAUUAAUUUUUUAUAAAUAUUGUAUUUUUUUAUAAUUGUUUGUGACGAGGAAUUAAAAUUUAUUUCCUGUAGUUCCGCUUCUCUUAA
Molecule: messenger RNA, 870 nt
Organism: Argiope bruennichi
Lineage: Eukaryota; Metazoa; Arthropoda; Arachnida; Araneae; Araneidae
Exons: 6
Coding region: 87-716 (209 amino acids)
Source: RefSeq, a predicted model, not a curated record